AUUUUUUUCACAGAAUGGAACUGGUCAAGGAGGCGCUGCAGCCGUGGCUCGAGUCCAUCGAUCUGGACAUGUUCGAGCCCGCCAACCUGCUCUCGCUGGCGACAACGCUGCCAAUCUUCCCAAUGUUCUUUGUUGCGCACUGCCUCUCGACUGCCGCCGCAAUCCGCAAGAGCGAUCCCAACGCGCGCCGCUUUGCCGUCACCAGUCCGAUCGCCAGCAUCCUCGGCUACUGGCUCUGCUGCAUCGGGUCUGGUCUGGCCGUCGAUGUCGUGCUGGGCCAGCCAUUCAAGUUCCUGCAGAACGACUACGAGUUCAAGGCUGUUCUGAUUUGCUGGCUUUGCGUGUUCCUGUCCCCGUUUGACCUUGGCUACAAGCUGUGCCAUUUUGCUCCAGUCAAGAUUCUCCUCACGAUCGGAAAGGAGAUUCGCCGCGCUCGCAAGGUCCAAGACGGCGUUUUGGCCGCUGGUAGCACAAAGUACUUUGUGGCUCCCAUUGUGUGCGGCACGUUGAACGGUGCGGGCUCGUCCAUCUUCUCUGUGAUUGAUCAGGCUUUGCGCGGGGCUCCUAUUUCAGUCGACCUGCGUGCCCCUGAGCUUGGCACCAAGGCCGCGUUCUACUCUGCCGUGGCGCUCACGCUCGGCGCGCACGACAUCAUUCCUGUUCGCAACUUUUUGCCGAAGUGGCAACCUGUCGAAACCCUGGCAGAGUUGGUUGUUGUGGUGGUGGUCGCUGUCGGCGUGCUCAAGGUUCUGGCAUCCAUCGCGCCGCUUUCCGCGCUCAAGCUGAACGAGCGCUGCGCCCGUUUGUCGCCGGAUACUCUGCUGUUUGGUCUGUUCUGCUGGUUUGUGACGAUCGCCGAUCCAGCGCCGGCAGACGCCACUGCUGCAUCGAGCAACCCAGACACCAAGACAACCACUGCCGCUCCCGCCAAAGCGAACAACCCUGCCACUCCCUCCAAGUCUGCCCAAACCAGCACUCAGACCAACCCCAGAAGCACGGAGAAGCAGGGCAAGCACUCCAAGACCGAGUAACCUUCCAAUGUUCGUUUGUCUGCUAAUCAAGUGCUCAAAUGGCUUUUUCAAAGAAUGCAAGCAGAAAAUACAUUACGGAGGAACGGGGACACAC
Capsaspora owczarzaki ATCC 30864 is the source of this 1125-nucleotide messenger RNA. RefSeq lists its product as hypothetical. The record is from RefSeq and is a predicted model, not a curated record. The coding region runs from base 15 to 1031 and encodes 338 amino acids. Gene Ontology annotation, cellular component: membrane. Gene Ontology annotation, biological process: potassium ion transmembrane transport. NCBI's taxonomy places the organism in Eukaryota, Filasterea, Ministeriida, Capsasporidae. Gene Ontology annotation, molecular function: potassium channel activity; identical protein binding. The transcript has 5 exons.